AUGGCGCUCCUUGCUGCGCUGGCCCGCAGCGGCGGACGAGCAGCAGCAGCAGCAGCAACAGCAGCAGCAGCAGCAGCAGCAGCAGCGGUGCGGCCCAGGGUUGCUGCGGUGGCUCCCGCGUGUCUCAGGUGUACAUACACCCCACAACGAUGCAGCAGCAGCCACAGCUGCCAAGACAGCGGCAGCAGCAACAGCAGCGGCAAAAAUAACAGCAACAACAGCAGCAGCUGCGACAGCAGCAGCAGCAGCAGCAGCAGCAGCAGCAGCAGCAACCCCAUCGACAACGUGAAGCUCAUUAAGGACGAAGUCGUCUACAGAGGAUGGAGAACAAUAAAAAAGCGGACAGUUUGCUUCCCGAACGGCAGCAAACACUCUUUUGAUGUUUCGGAUGCUCCGCCUGCUGUUCUUUGUCUUCCUUUCUUUUCCAAAACCAAAACCUUCACUGUGCUCAGAGAGUAUUGCCCCGGCCCGCAGAAAGGGCUUUACUGUGUGGUCUGCGGCCUCUUCGAGGCGAAGCACCGCAGCGUAGAGCACUGCGUGGCUUGCGAGGCUGAGGAGGAGGCGGGGGUGCGGGGCGGGCGUUUGGUGCCGGUGAUGAACAACACUUCUUUGCUGCUGCCUGGGGCCAAAUAUACAGCCCAGCCCUUUAUCCCCUAUUUAAUAAUUGACGGAGAAAAGGUGAGCAGCGGGAGGCUUGCUGCUGACGAAGACGAGCUGCUGGAAAGCCACGAAGUUUCUCUCGAAGAAGCUUUGGGUCUUGUCUUCGGAGGCCACAUGACCAGCACCGGAGCCAUGAUGGUGCUGCUCGGAGUCAAGAAGCUGCAGCAGCUGCAGCUCCUCUAG
Messenger RNA from Eimeria necatrix, 843 nucleotides. Its product is annotated as NUDIX domain-containing protein, putative. The transcript is spliced from 5 exons. The record is from RefSeq and is a predicted model, not a curated record. NCBI's taxonomy places the organism in Eukaryota, Apicomplexa, Conoidasida, Eucoccidiorida, Eimeriidae. The coding region runs from base 1 to 843 and encodes 280 amino acids.